Cuscuta campestris is the source of this 1583-nucleotide messenger RNA. NCBI's taxonomy places the organism in Eukaryota, Viridiplantae, Streptophyta, Magnoliopsida, Solanales, Convolvulaceae. The record is from the annotation of a GenBank genome assembly.
GAAAUGGGAAAUUGCUAGAAGAUGAGGAGGAGAACCCCUGGGCAGUGGCGGCUAUGUUCUUAGAAGCAUGUCCCUUCAUUCUACUGAAUCGCUCCAGAUCUCGAUUACCGGUCUCAACAUUUUCGAAAUUCAAUCCAAUAUUACCCAACAACAACCACUCCCAAAUGUCGGAGAAGAUGGGAUGGAGACCUGGUGUGACGAAGUGAAUGAUCGAUUGGGGAAGAUGAAGAACCAGGUCGGAGAAGAUGAAGAACCCGGCCGGAGAAGAUGAAGAACCCUGCUCGAGAAGAUAAAGAACCGUGAGAUUUGCGAAAUCUAUAGCUUUUCCGUGAGAUUUGUGAUAUUGAUUUCUAUUUAGGGUAUUUCAUGCCCAGGUAAAUGAGAGGGCAUGCAUACCCCUCUAUUAAAUUGCUGCCAUGUGGAUUGAUUAAGUAAAAACUUCAUUUCAUUUUAAAUUUAAAAAAUUGUAGUAAGGCCUUGUCUUGUGCCUCUUGUUAGGAUUGACACACGUCUAAUUAUAGGCAAAGCGCUCCUUCGUCCUUCCAGUACCCGUUCUCUCUCUCCGCCGAGUUCUUCGCGCAGACGGAAGGAAAUUUCCUGCAAAUUCUCGCCUUUCCUACUUCUUCGCGUGAAAUUUGCGAUUUCCCAAGGAUUUAUAUUCCAUCUACAUCCCGGAUCAAUCGCAACGGCUCAACAUUCCAUCUUCACGAAGGAAAAUCUGCAAAUUAGGUAGGUUUUUUCCAAUUUAUUUGGGUAUUUAUGUAUUGUGGAGCAAAAUUCGGUGUUGCGAUUAAGGUGCUGGAUUUUUUUACUUCUUCGCCAUUCACGGAAGAACUAUACCAAAUUUACACAUCCCAUUUUCGCCAAUUACACUUCCCUUCUUCGCCAAAGGAAAGAAUCUGUUUGCGCCAAUUACUCAUCCCUUCUUCGCCAAAGGCAAGAAUCCCUGACAGUAGGUUUCUUUCCAAUCUAAGUCUUAUUCAAUUGGUAUUCCCAUUCAAUUCUUAAAUUUGAUUCAGAUUCACAAUUUUCGCAAUUUUUUUGGCAUCUUCACGGUUUCUUAUUCACAAUUUGGGCGUGUGAGAUUACACGCCUUAUUUACAAUCAUAUAUGCCUAAUCACAUACCUUCUUUCACCAGUUUCCUGAUUUAUGCUCUACCCAUGUAUAGUGAUGAGGAGACCACGAAUUAUAUUGAGAUGGUGUUCAUGUAUGAACAUGUAUCAUAUCGAAUCAAGAAAAGAGUCGUUGACGCCUCGGGUAGUGCUACUUUGGUAGUAUUUGAGAAUGUUGGAUGUUUACUGCUUCAUAACUCGUGUUCCGAAAUGAUGAAAUAUUGUGAGAGUGUCUCGGGUGGAGACAUACAACCAUAUGGCUUCAAUGAGUUAAGGUCAAGCGUGCACACUUCAAUGAGUUCGAUCCUUCCUAUAAUGUGAUUGACAUCUGUUUCAAUAAACAAACCAUCUAAAAUUCAAGGAAAUGUAUUCUACUUUUUUCAGCCCAGGUUUGGACAGCCGUUAACCCACCGUUCGUAACUUAACGGAGACCAAAAAUUUACAAAUUUUAGUAAAGUUGGGAUUAUUAU